Molecule: messenger RNA, 1484 nt
Organism: Culicoides brevitarsis
Lineage: Eukaryota; Metazoa; Arthropoda; Insecta; Diptera; Ceratopogonidae
Product: spermine oxidase-like
Exons: 1
Coding region: 75-1448 (457 amino acids)
Molecular function (GO): polyamine oxidase activity
Source: RefSeq, a predicted model, not a curated record
AAUCCAAGUCUAACUUGAGUUUUGUGAUACUUGAAGCCGCAAUAAUUGAAGGCGGGAGGAUUCUUUCGGCAAAUAUGUCGAAUCCGAAGGUCAUUAGUGAGUCAACGUAUGCAGAUAUCGUCAACGCAGGUGCUCAAUGGCUUCAUGGGAAGGAAAAUAAACUCUAUGAACUUGCAAAAAAUUAUAAUUUACUGUCGAACGAGUUGUCCGAAGAAGGUUUGGGUGCCUAUUUACGAAAUGACGGCAUGCGUUUCAACGAUUAUCUCGUGAAAAAAGUCGAUUUUAUCGUCGGACAAAUUUUGGAAGACUGCGAAGAGUUCGCUCAAAGCAAUUCUGAUGAUUUUCCAACGUCAAUGGGCGCUUUUUUGCUUCAGGAAUUCGAAAAACGCUUGAACGAGUUCGAAACGCCGGAAGAUCAACGUUUAGCAAAGCAAUUAUUGGACUGGCACAUCCGAUUUCAGAUCAUCGAUAACUCGUGUCUGACGAUCGACGAUGUCUCAGCCAAGAGUUGGGGCACUUAUUCCUUCAACGGCGAAUCGUGUCAAGCACAUAUCAACUUCAAAACUUGCUUUUCGGAUAUUUUGGCGAUUUUGAUGAUGGAAAUCGGGCCAUAUCACAUGUUAUGCGAGAAUAAAGUCGAAAAAAUCGCUUGGGGCAUCCACACUGACGGACAAAAAAUUCAACAAUCAACUCCGCCGAAAGUCAUCGUGAAAUGCGAAAAUGGGAACAUUUUCAUCGCCAAACACGUGAUUUGCACAUUUUCAUUGGGAGUGUUGAAAGAAACUGCCAACGAGAUGUUCGCGCCUAAAAUUCCUGAAAAACAUCUUCAAGCAAUAAAUUCGAUGGGAUUCGGUACGAUCGAUAAAAUUUAUCUGCAAUUCUCGGAGCCAUUUUGGGGAAACGAAAAAGGCAUUCAACUCAUCUACGAAGACCCGAAUUACGAAAAUGCGGAUUGGACUCGGAUGAUUUCCGGGUUUGACGUACUUGAGCCAGGCCCGAAAAACACGCUGCUCGGCUGGAUCGGCGGCACGGGAGCCAUUGAGAUGGAAAAACUCCGAGAUGAAGAAAUAAUUGACAAAGUCACGCAACUCCUUGAGAAAUUCAUGAAGCAACAAAUUCCGAAGCCCAUCAAAUAUCACGUAACGCGAUGGCAUUCGAAUCCAAAUGUACGAGGUGCGUACAGUUACGUCUCGAAAGAAUGCGAUGCCACGCAAAUUUCGCCAAAAACUCUCGCAAUGCCAAUUUUUUACAAAGAUUUGAACAAUAAACGUCCAAGUAGUGAUACAAACUGCGAUAAUUGUCCACAGAUUUUGUUCGCUGGAGAGGCGUGUCAUGAGCAAUAUUAUUCCACGGCGCACGGAGCCUUUUUGUCGGGUGCCGAACAAGCAGAGAAAAUUAUUGAAUUUCGAAAUUUAUUUGCUGAAAAGGAAAAUUGUGGAAAAAUUUAAUUCUUUUUAUUAAAAAUAAAGCCUUUAAAAAUAAAA